AUGGGUCUACCGGGCAUACACAACCGCAAACCAGCCUACAGUUACGACGACAGGGGAGGCUAUUUUCCAUUCGAAUGCCUUGAUCAAAACGUUCAGCUUACAUUCCCUGCCUCUGCUUUCAAGUCGAACGGGACUGCACAGGUCAACGUUGGCUUAAAGAAAGCUAUCUACGAUGCGCUCAGAAAAAUUGAUGUCCUGUUUGAGAAUGAUACCAUGCCAAACAGCUGGGACCAAAAGAAAAUAGACGACUUCAGAAACAUAGUUUACCGACUGGUCGAGGAGAACGAGUGUGUUUUGAACUCAUCUCAGGCGAUCGAAGACGACUUUUCUGACAGAGAAAUCCUACUGGAUGCAUAUUUUAAAGAAAUGGCAGACCUCCUCCUACAAAAGGAAUUCAGCGCCUGCGCGUGGGAGGUCGUGCGAAAGGAGACCUUGCGCACGCUCGGGUUCAUCUUGCAGAACGCCUCCGAUCACCUGUUCUGGACAAGAAGGCACGGGCACAAACGUCGUCGUUAGAUGCAACAAUUCAUCAUUCCACGGUCCAUCUUCUCAUCGUUUUCCCCAGUGUGAUACAUUUCAUGACAUGAUUAAUUUAUUUGUACAUAUGCUAUUAUGAUUAUUUAUUCAUGCACCACUGUCACGUAA
Molecule: messenger RNA, 645 nt
Organism: Clupea harengus (Atlantic herring)
Lineage: Eukaryota; Metazoa; Chordata; Actinopteri; Clupeiformes; Clupeidae
Product: interferon beta-like
Biological process (GO): defense response
Cellular component (GO): extracellular region
Molecular function (GO): cytokine receptor binding
Source: RefSeq, a predicted model, not a curated record